This is a messenger RNA of Corvus hawaiiensis (hawaiian crow), 2985 nucleotides long. It is a transcript of the gene DNAJB12, whose product is annotated as DnaJ heat shock protein family (Hsp40) member B12. Lineage: Eukaryota; Metazoa; Chordata; Aves; Passeriformes; Corvidae. Gene Ontology annotation, cellular component: endoplasmic reticulum membrane. The record is from RefSeq and is a predicted model, not a curated record. Gene Ontology annotation, molecular function: Hsp70 protein binding. Gene Ontology annotation, biological process: cellular response to misfolded protein. The transcript is spliced from 9 exons. The coding region runs from base 30 to 1157 and encodes 375 amino acids.
CCCCCCGCCCGGCCGCCGCCGCCAUCGCCAUGGAGUCGAACCGGGACGAGGCGGAGCGGUGCAUCGGUAUUGCGCUGGCCGCCGCCAAGGCCAACCAGCCCGAUAAGGCCCGCCGCUUCCUGGAGAAGGCGCAGCGCUUGUACCCCUCUCAGCGGGUCCGCGUUCUGCUCGAGUCACUCAACAAGAACGAGCAGUCGGCCAAUGGCCAGUCCCAAUCCAGGGAGUCUACAAACCCUCAGUUCAGGAAAAUGAGCGGAGAUUUCCCGUCGGCCAACGGAGAGGCUGGAGGGGAGGCCCCCAAGGGCUACACUCAGGACCAGCUGGAUGCAGUGAAGAGGGUAAAGCAGUGCAAAGAUUACUAUGAAAUUCUGGGAGUGAACAGAGAAGCUUCCGAUGAGGAUCUGAAAAAGGCCUACAGGAAACUGGCGCUGAAGUUCCACCCGGACAAGAACCACGCGCCGGGGGCCACGGAGGCGUUCAAAGCCAUCGGGAACGCGUACGCGGUGCUGAGCAACCCGGAGAAGAGGAAGCAGUACGACCAGUUCGGAGACGAGAAGCUGAACCCCGCCCGGCACGGACACAGCCACGCGGACUUCCACCGCGGCUUCGAGGCUGACAUCUCCCCCGAGGACCUCUUCAACAUGUUCUUUGGGGGUGGUUUUCCUUCUAGUAACGUUCAUGUGUACAGCAAUGGCAGGAUGAGAUACACCUACCACCAGAGGCAGGACAGGCGGGAGCACCAGGGCGACGGUGGCCUGGGGCUGUUCGUCCAGCUGAUGCCCAUCCUCAUCCUGAUCAUUGUGUCUGCUCUCAGCCAGAUGAUGGUCUCCAGCCCACCCUACAGUUUGAGCUACAGGCUGUCUGUAGGUCACACACACAGGAGGGUCACAGAGCACUUGAAAGUCCCCUACUACGUGUCCGAGAACUUUGCCGAGGAAUACACGGGCACGAACCUGAAGAACGUGGAGCGGAGCGUGGAGGACGACUACAUAGCAAACCUUCGGAAUAACUGCUGGAAAGAGAAGCAGCAGAAGGAAGGCUUGUUGUACCGGGCACGCUACUUUGGGGACUCGGAUCUGUACCAUCGGGCACAGAAGAUGGGCACCCCCAGCUGUAGCAGACUGUCAGACGUCCAGGCCUCCCUGCACGAGCGUUGAAAUGCCUGAAGACUUUUGGGGAAGUGCUCUGAGCCGAGGUGACAGACUUUGCUAUUUAAAAAGAAUCAAACCUUACCUUAAAAAUGGAAUUGGAGAAUUAGCAACGCACAACUGCCCCUCGUUCUUCUCUCUGCCGCUCUCUGACGGUCACAGGCAGCGCUUGGGACAGGAAAUCCAGCUCUCCGUCUUCCUCCUCCCCUUCCAACACCACUGGUGUGCUCCCGGGGUCCCACAAGGAUCCCACAACCCCUGGAACAGACACACACAGUGUAAAAUAACCCAAACUAGCUGCAGAAGCCAUGAAGCAGGAGACCCUUCGCCACUGCCAACGGAGAGAGAAGUGGGACGAUUUGUUGAUGACAGAAGACACUACAGAAAAAGAAGAUAUAAUCUAUUUAGCAUUAAUUUAUAGCUGUAUAUAUGUUGCACUUUUAAACUAUGCAGGGGUUGGAUGAUUAAAUUAUUUUGGUUUCUGCCCAUCUUGAGGAGCAGGGGAGUGGGAAGCCUCUUCCCAGGGUGUCUUUGUCCGCAGCACUUUCCUGCCUGGACAACAGGAAUCCCUUUGCAGUUGCCGUGCUUCGCUCCCGGGAGGACGUUCUGCGGAUUGGGAUGGCCACACACCUGCUCUCGGGGUUUUGAUACAGCCAAAUCCCAAACGUGCAGGGGGUCACAGGGGACGGGGGGAGCCCGUGCGGAGCCGGGCGUGGAUUUGCAGCGUCGGCAGAAGCCGCGGGGUCAGCUGAGCGCCGGCGUCGCGCUCGGGACGGGAAGGAUUGUCCUGGAUGGAUUUUGCUCGUCAGUCUUUGGUUCAUUUGUGCUCGUAGCUCCUUUUUCUGCCGAGUCUGCUCGAAUUCUGCCUGGUAAUCAGCGCGCUCCGUGCGGAGAGGCCUUUCCAUCGGCCUCGCCCUUUGUGGGGGGUUCUGUGCGUGUCCCACGCCCGGGUUCCUCACCCACCCCCGGCGCUCCCGGGUGCAGCCUGGCCCUGGCCUUCGCACCCCACCUCGUGUUUCCCAGAGGACACCUGGAAAAUACCACAAAUCCAUCAGCAACGAAGCGUUCCAUUGCUUCUGUUGGAAGAAGUUCUGCUGGGGGAGAUCAGGGGGUGCCUGAUCUGCCCUCUGCCCCCGCCACCACGGGCAGCACCAGUGUGAGGCUGCUCUAGGUGAGGCUCCAUCUCUUGGAAGCAAAGCCACCUCCCAUGGAAUAAACUGGAUUAUUUAAAUUUUUUUUUUUUUUGCUGCUCUGUAGCUCAUUUGUGUCUAAGGACAUUUCCAGUGAAAACCAUCCCUUGGCACAGUCGGGGGAGUGAAUCAGGAGCAUGGCAGCUCCCAGGUGGGCUGGCAGAGGUGGUUUUAUCCCGUUGUCCUUAGGAAUCCAUGCGCUCUGUCUUUGGCUGUUUAUUUAUUUUGUGAAAUCUCAGCCUCCCGUUGGCUGCAAGCCCUGUUAUCCCACAGCCACCAUGGCUUGGACCUGAUUUUAAGGGGUUUUAUUCUUUUUUUUUUUUUUUUUUUUAAUGAUUCCUCCACCUUCAGAAGAAAUUGGGUGGAAGUUCAGGAUUGGAAAUGGCGCUCAAUGGAGGCACAGGGAUGAUGGGGACGGGGUCAAACCAAAAUCCUGCUCACAGAAGGAGCUGGAUGUGUUGCCCAGUGGCAUUCCCUGCCCGGAGCCUGCCCGCCGAAACCUUUGGGUUGUUUUUGCUGGUAGAUACCCACGGAUCAUAAGGAGGGAGAAGGCAUCAGUCCCAGUGGAUGCUCACAGAGGCUGUAUCUCUCGAUUUAGAGUUAAUUAUACAAUUGUACAUCUAUAAAUAAAUGUUUAUAAUGUGAAA